Molecule: messenger RNA, 805 nt
Organism: Mya arenaria
Lineage: Eukaryota; Metazoa; Mollusca; Bivalvia; Myida; Myidae
Exons: 3
Coding region: 177-530 (117 amino acids)
Source: RefSeq, a predicted model, not a curated record
UCAAGCACACGCCUUGGCAAGAAGUCAUUUGUUAUACUUAGUCAAACCAUGAACUCGAAUGUAGAUUGAGAAUAAUAUGUUUACGACAACUGGUCUGGAAUAUAAAUAUUUAUAUUAGUGAAUAAACAAACAUAAAAACGAUUAUUGAAAAACAAACUUUUUAAUACAAAUUAAGGAUGUGUCGAACGGCUUUAAACGGAUUUAUUUUGUGUGUUUUGUCUGUGAUAAUAUACUUCUGCGCUGCCCCGGCGGAAGCAGGCGAAUGUUGCCGCUCCCAUCGUGACAUCUACAAUGUGUAUCAAUACCAGCAAUGGUGCCCUGUCUACUGUUGCAACUCCGGUAUCUUCCGCCGCCUCCAGUGCUGCAGCGACCCCGCCAGAAGGGCGUUUCCGGGCGACAUUGACUCCUUCUGUGCCGCCUGGUUUAUAUUCCCACACAAUGUGUGGAUUCCUGUGAUCAUUGGCCUCGUGAUACUCGGGAUCCUGAUAGGCAUCUGUGUAUGUUGUGUUCGCUGCUGUUGCGUGUUCUGACCUUCCUUACAUUGGCACAAUUGUGAUGUCUAUUUGCGUAUUAUGUUUUUUGGAUGAACGAAAUGUACGUUUUGAAAUAGUUUUAAGUGUGGUAAAAAGUAUUCCAGGAGGCAAGAAAUCGAGUAACAUUAGUUUAUAAAUAUGUGUAACAAAGAAUUCACGACUGGUGUAAUUUAAAGUAUAAGACAGUCUGGACUUAUUUUGAAAUGAAACUACUUUCUGUUUUGUAAUAUAUCUAUAUAUCAUCUGUAUAUUAUACAUUCUUUUUCCUAUAA